UCGCGCGCUCUGCUCUCGGCUCUCCUUUUGCUCUCUUGGCGAUCUCGUCUUUCUGCGAAGGUCGGAGCUGCUCUCCGACGAAAGGAUAAAGCUUCGACCGAUCGUCGGCUGGGAGUGAGCGUCCUCUCCUCCGAUUUAGGGGAGAAUUUAGAUUCUUGUUGUGGUGAUCUCAUUCCUUUUCCUUUGCUUGAGGUUUCGUUUCGCUUCGCUGUCGAAAUUUUUUAGGGUUCAAGAUAUUGUUGAAUUUUGAUGAUUUGGUUUCGUUUUGGUUGAUAUACUUGACAAUUUCCGUGACCAAAAGUCAGAAAUUUUGUUGUUCUCGGGGUUCUUUUUGAUCAAUUCUUGGUUAUCGAUCGUCUGGGUUUUCAAGUUUCUUUUGGGAAGUUCGAUCUUUCUGGUUUUCUUGAUUGUCUCUCGUCACCUCGGCGUUUCUCGUUCUGGUUUCGAUUGGCAAGAUGGCUUCUUCUCGUUCCAGGCGUGUGGAGUACGACCGCUUCAUCCCGGUCCGAUCGGCGAUGGACAUGGACUUCGCGCGCUGUGCUCUAACCAUGCCUUCCAGACCUCAGCGUGAUGGUUCGAUAGAAUCCCCAUCGAGUGCAGCGUACCAAAAACUUCUUGUUCAAUGUAUUUUGAAGAACAGAUCUCGCAUUUUCGCAUUCAAGAGUGCACCCGAAUCACCGGCCGACAAGGUGUGCCAAUUUGACGAGGACAAUCGACCGCACAAGAAGCAACAGAGACGAAUCCCAAAAGAUCCAGAUAGGGUUUUGGCUGCUUAUGACAUCAUAGAUGAUGAUAGGUUGAAUCUCCUCGACUGGGGAAGCAAUAAUGUGUUGGCGAUUGGCCUCAAUGACACAGUGUACAUAUGGAAUGCUGCGAAUAAGUCUGGUAUGAAGUUUUCACGAGCCUUAGAAAACAACAGCCCUGUCACUAGCAUCAGCUGGUCCCCAGACGGCAAAGUUCUCGCUGUCGCAUUUGGCAAUUCAGAUUUAGAUCUGGUUGAUGCAGCAACAGGACGUCUGUUGGUUGGGAUCCAAGGUGACAGCCACUCCUUUGUUUGUUCACUUGCCUGGAGAAGUAAUGCAAUCUUGACGACUGGGAAAUCCGAUGGUAGUGUUGUUGAUUAUGACAUUAGAAAAGAUGACCGGGCCAUCUGUGACUAUAAAGGGCAUCGACUUGAAGUUUGUAGUCUUAAAUGGUCCGAGUUGUUUGGGCGAUAUCUGGCAAGCGGAGGGAAGGACAAACUUGUGCACAUAUGGGACGCCCGCAUGGCUGUUGCAAAUCACCAUCCGUGCCAACAUCAAUUGCUUCACAAGAUCAACAACCACACUUCCACUGUGAGGGCCCUUGAUUGGUGCCCUACCAGGAGCAAUCUGCUGGCUUCUGGUGGAGGACGCAAUGAUCAUUGCAUUAAGUUUUGGAAUGCUGCUAAUGGUGUUUGCUUGAACUCAAUUGAUACCGGCUCUGAAGUUUGUGCGUUGUUGUGGGACAAGAACAAAUCUGAAUUGCUGACCUCCCAUGGGUUUCCAAACAAUCAACUCACCCUAUGGAAUUACACAUCCAUGACGAGAAAAGCUGAGCUUUUUGGUCAUUCAUCUCGUGUUCUUUACUUGGCUGGGAGCCCAUUGGGUGGUGUAGUAGCUUCUGCUGCAGAAGAUGAGACACUCAAGUUCUGGAAUGUCUUUGAGACUCCCAAACCACCAAAACCUAAAGCAAACACUAUGCCCUUUGCCCAAUUUAGUGUCAUAAGAUGAAACUGCUGAUGGUUGGAAAAGAUUACGAGAGUAAUACGAAAAACAUUUUUAGUGCUUGACAAGAAGAUCCAUUGUUGAUAGCAUUGCAUAGAGAAGUUUGUGGCAUCAAAGAGGAUUUUUCUUGCUGAUUAGCUGUUGCAUUGUAGCAGACUAGUAGCAAUCUUCAUGAGAUUGUUAGAGAAGCUUGCUAAGUUUCAUACAAAUGCUCGCCAACUAAUGACAUGGCUACUGUUUCAGUAUUUUGAAUUAUGCUGUUGCAGUCAUCUAUCACGAGUUUCAUCAUCCACGUGCUGUAGUUUUAAUCUGCUACUUGGACAAAGAGACCUGGAGCAUUGAUGCUUCACUUAUUAGAAUUUGAGAAUCAGGGACAAAGAGACCGAAAGCAAAGAUGCUUCACUUAUAGAAUUUGAGAAUCAGGUUUGAGUAUCUUUUUUUGUUGAUGCUAUUAUAUUACCUUUACUAGAGAAUAUCUCUAGUGGUUUCUCAAAUUUGAUUAUUGAAAAGUCAUUAGUUUUUUGCUUGCU
Messenger RNA from Musa acuminata AAA Group (dessert banana), 2275 nucleotides. RefSeq names its product cell division cycle 20.2, cofactor of APC complex-like. Gene Ontology annotation, molecular function: protein binding; ubiquitin ligase activator activity; anaphase-promoting complex binding. Gene Ontology annotation, biological process: positive regulation of ubiquitin protein ligase activity; positive regulation of anaphase-promoting complex-dependent catabolic process; anaphase-promoting complex-dependent catabolic process. The transcript has 4 exons. Bases 456 to 1751 code for a protein of 431 amino acids. Lineage: Eukaryota; Viridiplantae; Streptophyta; Magnoliopsida; Zingiberales; Musaceae. Gene Ontology annotation, cellular component: anaphase-promoting complex. The record is from RefSeq and is a predicted model, not a curated record.